Ziziphus jujuba (common jujube) is the source of this 3706-nucleotide messenger RNA. RefSeq names its product structural maintenance of chromosomes protein 5-like. Bases 216 to 3371 code for a protein of 1051 amino acids. The record is from RefSeq and is a predicted model, not a curated record. The transcript has 29 exons. Gene Ontology annotation, biological process: double-strand break repair via homologous recombination. Gene Ontology annotation, molecular function: ATP hydrolysis activity; ATP binding. NCBI's taxonomy places the organism in Eukaryota, Viridiplantae, Streptophyta, Magnoliopsida, Rosales, Rhamnaceae. Gene Ontology annotation, cellular component: Smc5-Smc6 complex.
AAGAAGUCAACUGCCCCGAAUAACCUUAUUACUGUAAUUCUUUCCUUUUGGUUUGGCGCCAAUUCUCCCUCAGUCUCUCUCUCUCUCUCUCUCUCUCUCUAAACCCUAGUCUCACUCCCAUGCUCUAAUCAAUCACCACCUAGGGUUUCAUAAUCGGCUUCAAACAACGUUGUUUAGUGAAUCUUCGUCGAAAGCAAUACAGGCAAUCCUCUACAAUGUCGGAGCGUCGAGCUAAGCGGCCCAAGAUCACCAGGGGUGAAGAUGAUUAUAUGCCCGGAAACAUAACUGAGAUUGAGCUUCAUAACUUCAUGACUUUUAAUCACUUGAAAUGCAAACCUGGGUCCAGACUAAAUCUCGUAAUUGGACCAAAUGGAUCUGGUAAGAGCUCUCUUGUCUGUGCGAUAGCGCUUGGUCUUGGUGGUGAGCCUCAGCUGCUUGGGAGAGCAACAAGUAUUGGUGCAUUUGUGAAGCGUGGAGAGGAGUCUGGCUAUACUAAGAUUACAUUGAGAGGGGAGACUGAAGAACAGCAGAUUAGCAUUAUGCGUAAAAUUGACACGCGUAACAAGUCUGAGUGGUUGUUCAAUGGAAAAGCAGUACCCAAAAAAGAAGUAGUAGAAGUCAUUCAACGGUUCAACAUCCAAGUAAACAAUUUGACUCAAUUUCUACCACAAGACAGGGUUUGUGAAUUUGCCAAAUUGACUCCGGUGCAACUUCUAGAAGAGACUGAAAAGGCUGUUGGUGACCCUCAACUUCCUAUCCACCACCGUGCACUUAUUGAAAAAAGCAAGGAGUUGAAGAAUAUAGAGCGAGCGGUUGAGAAAAAUGGAGAAACUUUGAAUCAGCUGAAGGCACUUAUUGCUGAACAAGAGAAAGAUGUUGCAAGAGUCCGUCAAAGAGAAGAACUUCUUGCAAAGGCUGCUUCCAUGAAAAAGAAACUACCAUGGCUAAAGUAUGACAUGAAGAAGGCUGAAUAUAUGGUGGCUAAGGCACAGGAGAAUGACGCGAAAAAGAAAUUAGAUGAAGCUGCUAAAAUUUUAAAUGAUCUGAAAGAACCAGUCGAGAUACAAAAGCAAGAGAAGGCUAGGUUGGAAAGUAAAAGCAAAAAGAUAGGCAUUCUCAUCAAUGAAAAUGCAAAGAUGCGUUCUGAACUUUUGGAAAUGGAAAACGGCUUGGGAGUGCGUGUACGAGGAAACUACCAAGAAAUUGAAGACUUGAAAAAGCAAGAAGAAUCUCGUCAACAAAGAAUCUUAAAAGCCAAAGAGGAUCUCCAUGCUGCAAUAUCGGAACUCAAAAACAUGCCUGUGUAUAAACCUCCUACCGAAGAAAUUGAAAGAUUGCGCUCUCAAAUUCUAGAGCUUGAAGUUUCUCUAAAAGAAAAGAGGCCUCAAAAAUUAGAGAUGGAAAACCAAAUAAAACAGAAGAGGGUAUCCCUUAGACAAUGCACGGACAGGUUGAAAGAUAUGGAGAAUACAAGCACUAAGCUUCUUCAUGCAUUGCGGAACCAAGGAGCUGAGAGGAUAUUUGAUGCUUAUAAUUGGGUUCAAGAACAUCGCCAUGAAUUCAAUAAGGAGGUUUAUGGCCCUGUACUGCUUGAGGUUAAUGUUGAUGAUCGGGUUCAUGCUGAUUACUUAGAAGGUCAUGUUGCUAACUAUAUUUGGAAGUCUUUCAUAACUCAAGAUUCUGGUGAUCGGGACCAUCUGGUCAAAAACCUCAGGUCAUUUGAUGUUCCAGUUUUAAAUUAUGUGGACAAAGAAAGUUCACGGAAAAAGCCCUUUGAAAUUUCUGAGGAGAUGCAUGCGCUUGGCAUCUAUUCCCGACUUGACCAAGUUUUUAAUGCUCCAUUAGCUGUGAGGGAGGUCUUGAUAAGCCAAUCUGGUUUGGAUAGAUCAUAUAUUGGAUCCAAGGAAACUGAUCAGAGGGCUGACGAGGUCUCAAACUUGGGAAUUUCUGAUUUUUGGACACCGGAAAAUCACUACAGGUGGUCUUCCUCUAGAUAUGGUGGUCAUUCCUCAGCAAUUGUAGAAUCAGUCGACCGUUCAAAACUUUUCUUGUGUAGUUUGGAUGGUGGAGAAGUAGAAAAAUUGAAGACCCGGAAAAUAGAGCUAGAAGAAUCUAUUAAUGAUUUAGAGGAAAGUGUUGGAUCACUUAAGACUGAGCAAAGACAUUUAGAAGAUGAAGCAGCUAAACUACAAAAAGAAAGGGAGGAGAUAAUAAGCAUUGCACAACAUGAGAAGAAGAAGCGGCGUGAAAUGGAAAACCGUAUUAAUCAAAAGAAGAAGAAAUUAGAAUCUAUGGAAAAGGAGGAUGACCUGGAUACUGCUAUAGCAAAGCUAAUUGACGAAGCUGCAAAAUGUAAUAAUGAGCGGUUUCAUUGCGCAAUGAAAUUUAAGAAUCUACUUGUUGAGGCUGUUUCUCAUAAACAGAAUUUUGCUGAAAAACAUUUGGCCUCCAUUGAACUUGAUGCCAAGAUUAGAGAAUUGGAGGCCAAUAUCAAGCAACAUGAAAAAGCUGCGCUUCAAGCAUCAAUGCAUCUCGAGGAUUCCAAGAAGGUGGUUGAGGAUUAUCGGCAGCAACUUUCAGCUGCCAAGAGGCAUGCAGAAUCAAUUGCGGCGAUCACACCGGAACUUGAGAAAGAAUUUCUUGAGAUGCCUACUACAAUCGAAGAAUUGGAGGCUGCUAUUCAAGAUAAUGUCUCUCAAGCCAAUUCUAUGCUCUUUUUAAACAACAAUAUACUGGCAGAAUAUGAACACCGCAAGCGCCAGAUUGAGGGAAUUGAAACAAAAUUAGAUGCAGACAAAAAUGAGUUAACAAGGCAUAAAACUGAAGUGGAUAACCUGAAGCAAAGUUGGCUUCCUACUUUGAGAAACCUUGUUUCUCAAAUAAAUGAGACUUUCAGCCGUAACUUCCAAGAGAUGGCUGUUGCUGGCGAAGUUUCAUUAGAUGAGCACGGUGUGGACUUUGAUCAAUAUGGUAUACUUAUAAAAGUGAAGUUCAGACAAGCAGGAGAGCUUCAAGUUCUCAGCGCCCACCAUCAAUCUGGAGGGGAGCGUUCAGUUUCAACUAUUCUUUAUCUUGUUUCUCUUCAAGACCUUACAAACUGCCCCUUUAGGGUUGUUGAUGAGAUAAACCAAGGAAUGGAUCCUAUAAAUGAAAGAAAAAUGUUCCAGCAAUUAGUAAGGGCUGCAAGCCAGCUAAACACACCUCAGUGUUUCCUACUGACUCCAAAGUUGCUACCGGAUCUGGAAUACAGUGAAGCUUGCAGCAUUUUGAAUAUAGUGAAUGGUCCUUGGAUUGAGCAGCCCUCUAAAGUGUGGAGCAGUGGAGAUUGCUGGGGAACUGUCACCGGCUUAGUAGAAGAAGGUAGAUGCUGAAGAAUUUGUACAUACACAAAAAUGGAGCUCAUGCCAUGUUGGGAGUAAUUCAUAACUGAGCCAAACCAUUGUCCCAAAUUGAUAUAUAUAUAUAUAUAUAUUUGUUCCGUAUAAAUUAUUACUUUCCAUUUGGAAUUUUUCCACCUUUGUAAAGCUGAAUCAUGGCUACGUUUUGACAAUUUAAUUUACAAGGGAAAUUUUGGAAAAGAAAAAUGCGAAGGAAUCUAGUUUCCAUUGUUUGGUUCAAAAAAAAAAUAUGUAAAGGAGUAAAAUGUUACGUACAGUUAAUAAACGAUAUUUACGCAUGCUAGAAAACUUAUAUCCAUAGAAAACAA